Molecule: messenger RNA, 1818 nt
Organism: Gordionus sp. m RMFG-2023
Lineage: Eukaryota; Metazoa; Nematomorpha; Gordioida; Chordodea; Parachordodidae
Exons: 4
Coding region: 163-1818 (551 amino acids)
Source: RefSeq, a predicted model, not a curated record
UUAAAUAUAAAAGAGUCAGUCAUAUUAUAAAUAAUUGAUGCUAAAAGGAAGAGAAAAACUAUUCCCAUCAAAUCCAAAAAAUUGGGAAUUAAUAAAAUAAUUUUUUUUUUCAUUAACACUAAAUCAUUAAAAAUUAUCGAAAAAUAUUUUGAAGAAUUACAAAUGAGGCUAAAUAUUCUGAGCAUAUCAGUCAAACUGAUGACCAUUAUUGCCACUUGUAUACAUGGCCAGUGGUCACCAAAUGAAAGAGGCUCAAAACAUGGCCAGGUUGAAACUGGGUGCAACCUUACCUGCGAAAUGGACAAAUUGGUUACCUUUAACAAUGUUAGAGAUAUGAUUUUCAGAAAAACUUUUGGGACAAGAAUAAGGUCUCGAAAGUGUGUCAAUAUUAAAUUCGUUCCCAAGAUGGGCAGCAAUUUUGCCAAACAUAAUUCUAGCAUGGGUGACUACAAAAAUAGUAAUGGCCAUUAUAGUGAAAAUGAAAAUACUUCGAUAAGGCAUACCUGCAGAGAUGUCAUGAGAUGGACUAACAGAACAAGGGGCCAUAAAAAAAAUCGGAGAAGCCACAGAGAUGAUGACAGUAAUUCCAGGUAUCAUUCUUCUGAAAGGUAUGUAUCUCAGAUCAUCAGUGAUAAAGUUGAUAAUAGAUAUCUAAUGGAUAAAAAUUUUCAGAACAAUAAUGGCUUUAAAAUUGGAAUACUGGAUGAUAGCGGAGCUAGAAUAAAUAGUGCUACAAUGAUAUGUGAUGAUUAUUCAGUGGUAUCAAGAAUAGAAUCCUGUUUGCAUGAAUUUGGGGAAGUAGGAAAAUCGGUGUUAAAGGGUCAAAGUGCAUACCAGAUGAAACAUAUGUGCUUGAAAUAUAUUUCUGGAAUGGAUUGCAUGAUGACAAUUAUAAAGGAUUGCCCCGAUCUUGGCCCAGGAGAUGAUGCUAAAGUUCUACUUGAUACACUUCAGUUAUUAUGUGUUUAUAAUAGGAGCUUAUGGAGAAAAAAUGGUUUCCAUGCUAAUGAAUUAAAAAAUUUGGGUAGAGAGGAAGAUAAACAAAAGCAAAUAAUAUUAACUAAUAGAAUUGAUAAGCAAAAAAUUUCUGUCAAAAAGAUGAGAAAUCAACCUCAACCUAAUGAUUUGACAGUAGAUUUUAAAGAAUACAAACUGAAUAAUGGUAAACGGAAUGUAGUUUUAACAAAAGAUAACACAAAUUACAAAAAUUUGAAUAAUCAUAAUAAUAAUCCAAUUGCAAAAACAGAAACUAGUGCAUAUUAUUUAGAAUUUGGAAGAUGUUAUAGAAAAAACAAAAGAGAAACAAUGAAAUGUAUAGAUCAUUUUGAACAUUUUGUAAAACAGAUAUAUGAAAGAUUCAUGAAAGUAAUCAAUGAUGAAUCACUAUAUCAUGAAGCUAAGGAGAUUGAAAAUACAUUUUAUAAUUUAUCUUACCCAAGGAAAAAAACGAAAAGAAAUCAAAUUACUGGUAAUUAUUAUAAAUCAGAGUCAUUUGAUAAUAGAGAAUUAUUAAUUAAGAAUAUGCAAAAUAAAAAGUGCACAAUGAUAAAUGAAAUGUCAAAAUGUAUUUAUAAUUCAAUAAAUAAUGAAUGUGGGCACAAGGCGGCCUCAUUAAUGGUCAAAUUAUCCCUCAAUAUUGUCCCAAAUGCAAAAGAUAUUAAGUGUAAUUAUGUGAAUCAUCAUCUUUAUCAAUUUAAAGAACUCGACAGCAUUAGAUCAUUAAAUUAUAAUUCACAUUCCUCAAAGAUCAUGCUAAACCAUAUAUUUUUCGCAUUUCAUUUAUUUAUUUUAUUUUAUAUAAAUAUAAAUAUAAUAUAA